Molecule: messenger RNA, 311 nt
Organism: Amoebophrya sp. A120
Lineage: Eukaryota; Dinophyceae; Syndiniales; Amoebophryaceae
Source: the annotation of a GenBank genome assembly
AUUGUGAAAAAGCAUGUCCCCGGGGCCGCCGCGAUGAGAUCAUCGUCGUAUUUUCUCUUCAUGGUUUUGUGAUUUCGAUGCGUGGUGCGAAUCGAUCUAAAAUAAAUGUACGGAUCGACGAGCUAGUUCUCGGGCGUUGCGAUUUUACUGCUUGGCUUUUGUCGAUUUCCGUGCAGCGAAGCAACGAUUGCUGGAUCAAAAAAGAACGCGCGCACAUAUCUGACCGCAAAGGAUUUCUUUGCGCGCCCAGUGAUCUUCUCGAAGAGGCGGCGCUGGCGUUUACGCGUGGCAGCUCCACGAGCUUCUAUUGA